AUGCAAAAUCCCAGUGAUAUAGUUUUGUCAACUGCAACACCGAAUGCAGAUAUUCAAUCCUAUCCUCAUAAAUCCAUUCAGCAUACUUCAAUCAAUAAUAUCGGUUCCAUAAAAGCUAGUGGUUGUCAGAUGUGCUCAUCAAUCAGUUGUAACAAUGAUCAAAAUACCGCAGAAUUGUCAGCGAAUUGUAGUGAAAACUUUACUUCAAGAAGUUCUGUUAAUCGAUCUACAGCUUUGUCAGACGACAUGACUUUCUGCAUAAAGCAACCAGAUCAUAUGCCUAGUUCAUCAUUUACAUGUACAGCAUUGUCAUCAACUGUAACAGUUUAG
Molecule: messenger RNA, 330 nt
Organism: Schistosoma curassoni
Lineage: Eukaryota; Metazoa; Platyhelminthes; Trematoda; Strigeidida; Schistosomatidae
Source: the annotation of a GenBank genome assembly